CUCAGAUUUCAUUGAAGACCAGUAAGUGUUCUAGGCUGUUUCUUUUCCAGAUUCGUCUGAAUUAAUCUGACCGAAUACAGCACCAAUUACACGGCCUAUUAUGGCUUUUCAGAGAACGCCAACGAGGCUUGGGACGACUUGAUGGACCCUUACCGGUCCCAGAUCUCUGGUGAAGAUGCUGCAAAAUUGUUGCGUCCGACAUCACAGAUCUCUAAGGAUCCCGACCUCCACAUAAUGGCACUGGAUGUGUAUCACCAACUGCAUUGUUUAAACGACUUGAGGGAGACAUUUGCCAAGCUUGCCACUUCCGAUCAGAAGAAACUCAACCACCUGGAAGAAAUGCACAAGUUCCACUGCAUCGACUCGAUCCGACAGAGCUUGAUGUGUAAUGCAGACAUCAGUCUCGUUCAUUGGUACUGGAAGGAAGAGUCCCAGAAGCACUUCCCAAGUGCGGUGACGACACAUGUUUGUAGAAAAUGGUCGAAAAUAGAAGAAUGGGCGAUCAGCCAUAGGCUUAAUGACAGCUUGUGGGACCCUAGGAAACUGAUCGAAGAGCACUGAAAUUGAUUAUAACGAGCACUAUCCAUUUGACUUUACCCAAGCGAAGUGAAUUGCCAACCUAAUUCAUCCAGGCCAAUGGAAUGGCGGUCGAUAGCGACCACUUGAUGAACCUGUUGUGCAAUUUAUCCCCUGCGCUAUGACGAGGCAGGUGUGGACAGGUGCAGCAAGAUGAGACUCAACGUAUACAUCACUAGUGAUCCCAGUGAGACGAAAGCUGCCAUUGUGAUAGGCUUGUUUGUGAGGUUGAGUCACAGAUAUGAGUUGCCAGUUAAGAGAGUCUGGUUCGCGGUCUGGCGUGGCGGAGAGUGUGCGACAUAGCUUCCAACAGCAAGUGGCACGAAGUUGAUCGCCAGGGAGGCUGGCGAGAGGGAAAUAUGAAGCAACAUAGUACCUUCAAGCGCUAUGAAUAAGAAAUACAAUGUGCAAUUGAGCUGGAU
Messenger RNA from Truncatella angustata, 998 nucleotides. RefSeq lists its product as uncharacterized. The coding region runs from base 142 to 561 and encodes 139 amino acids. NCBI's taxonomy places the organism in Eukaryota, Fungi, Ascomycota, Sordariomycetes, Amphisphaeriales, Sporocadaceae. The record is from RefSeq and is a predicted model, not a curated record. Gene Ontology annotation, biological process: mycotoxin biosynthetic process. The transcript has a single exon.